CCUGGAUACAAGAUAGGACAAGUCGGAUCACUACAAGAAAUUUUACAUAAAGCAUUUGAAUUCGAAAAAAGCUCCCCAUACAUGUUUUCUAAGAAAUCUAACAAAUCUUGUGGUUUAUAUCAAGUUCAUCACCAAAGCAAAAAUCUUUCUAUUGCUGAUGGGAUGAUUAAAAAUGAUCGCAUGGGAACUAUAAAAAUAUUGAUGACUCUUGAAAUGGCAAUCCAAAGGCACAGAGAAGUCAUUGAAGAUAAUAAUGAAGUGGUCAAAUAUAUAAUGUUGGCUGCAAACUAUGGAAACGCCGAAGCGCUCUAUACUGUAGGAAAAGGCUAUUAUACUGGGACCCAAUAUUUGAAAAAAGAUCUUGACACAGCCAAGGAAUAUUUAAAUGAGGCUAAGAAGAGGAGUGAAUUAGUGGGUUUAGAUAAUUUAGGGAAAGGAAAAAGUGUUGAGUCGGACAAAAAUGCAAAACAAGCGUUUGAUUAUAGUAAAUUUAAUUUUGAUGCUUUUGUGGAUGGUUUUGGUGCCUAUGAAUUGGGAAAUCGUACUGCUAGUGGUCAAAGUUGGCAGUCACAGUCUCAGGCUCCGAACAUGUAUGUUCCUAUCUUUGUUCAGCCUCAACCAUAUUUACAUCCGGAUUGGUUUGGUUAUCCUGGGCAUGGACCGUUCUUAUGCCCGCCUUCUUUUAAAGGGCAAUGGAAUGAAUUUAGCCCUCAGGAUUCUUCCGGCACUUAUUUUUUGGGUCAUCAACCACAACAACACCUACCACAGCGCCCUUUUCAACAAAAUCCCUGA
Molecule: messenger RNA, 792 nt
Organism: Dentiscutata erythropus
Lineage: Eukaryota; Fungi; Glomeromycota; Glomeromycetes; Diversisporales; Gigasporaceae
Source: the annotation of a GenBank genome assembly